This is a messenger RNA of Closterium sp. Naga37s-1, 2088 nucleotides long. Lineage: Eukaryota; Viridiplantae; Streptophyta; Zygnematophyceae; Desmidiales; Closteriaceae. The record is from the annotation of a GenBank genome assembly.
AUGCACCUUACACAAGGGGUACCGCCAGUGGCCGAACUGCAGCCGCAGCCGCAGCCGCAGCCGCAGCUGCAAUCACUGGCACAGGCACAACCGCAGGCGGAGUCGCGGGCGCAGGCGCAGUCGCAACCAUCGCAGUACCGAUCACCACAGAAGGCCGCGCCGCAAGCUGCGGAGACUCAAGCUGCGCACAGCGCGGAGGAUCAUUUCGCUGCGCAACCCGCGGGUUCCGCCAAGCGCCAGCUGCUGCAGCAGCAGCAGCAGCAGCAGCAGCAGCAACAUCAGCAAUCCUUGCCCAUCGUGGCUCCCUCCGUGCCGUCGUCCCAUCACAUGCCGCCGCCGCCGCCGUCCUCGCUGCAGCACCGCCCGCCCCUGCCGCACCACCUCCCUCCGCUCCCCGUUCCCCAAUGGCGCGCAGGCCCCGGGGGAAAGGCCAUGCUCUCCUCUUCUCUCUGGCCUCCUCACGCUCCCGCGGGCUCCUUUCCUCACCCCUUUGUUCCUAGAGAUUACAUCCAUUCCGCGCCCCCUUUGGUUCACAGCUACCCUCCUCCAGACUGGGUUGCUGGCGGAGGUAACGACGCAAUAGAGCGCGGGAGCGGGGGAGGCGGGGGAGGCGGGCGCAGGUACAAGCGGCGGUCGUCGCGGCAGUCGGCUCCGCCUGUUCCGCACCCGCUCGGCCUGGACUACGGAGGCCCGCCACCGCCACCGCGCGGGUCCCGAAUGCGGCGGCCGGAGAAGCAGGCGCAGGCGCAGGCGCAGGCGCAGGCGCAGGGGCAGGCGCGUCAGCCACGUCAGCCGCGACAACCGGGGCAGCUCCGGCAGCAGCAGCAGCACAAGAAGAUCUGGAAACGGCGGCGUGCGCCCGGGCCGGGUUUCGCUUCAGCCGCUGCGGCGGCGGCGGCGGAAGUCAACGGGUCGGCGGCGCCGCUCCCGCCACCGUCGCUGCCGUCUCCGGGAGACGCGGAGGGGAUGUUGGAGGACGGGGAGUUCCGGCCGCCGCGUCUGCAGGAACUGAAACAGCGCAACCGCGUCGGAACGCGAAGCGCUCCGCGCAACACAACGUCGUUCAUCAUGCAGGCGCGCGGAGGCGCAGGUCCGCUUACCCCCGCAGGCGCUGGCGCAAGCGGAGUUGGCGCCGGCGCUUCUCCCUCCCCCGCUACAACCCCGCGGCUGCUCCCCACCCCGCUGGCGUCGUCUUCCCCCGCGCCGUGGGGAGUGGGUUUGUCGAGUAGUCAGGACGGAGCAGGAGAAGGCGACAUCCGCGAGUUCAGAGUAAAUCCGUACGGAUCUAUGAACGGAGUAAUUAGACUAAGGACGCCUGACGGAGAGGACGACGAGGACGGCGUUGGCGUCUUUGGCGGCGGCGGCGGCGGCGGCGGUAGCGGCGGAAGCGUGGGCGGAGCUGGUGGUUUUUUCCGCAUGGGCGGCGGCGCGGACGGCGGGGACGACUCGGAGGGGAGCGCGGGGACGGUGGAGAAAGGGCCGUCGCGAUCGACGGGCGGUUCGGGCGACUCGGAGGAGCAGGAGAACACGUCGACGAGCGAGAGCCACGGAGGCGGCGCCGCGGACGGCGAGGGAAGCAGCGGCGGCGGGGGGAGUGUCGGAAAUGGCGCUGCUGGCAGCGGCGGAAGGGGAGGGGGAGCGGGAGAGGGAGGUGAAGGGGGAGGAGCGCGGGAAGUAGCAACCACUGGGGGCGGUGCAGCAGUGGGCGGGGCGGGGGCUGCGGGAGGGGGGGAUGGGGGGGAGAGGAGGCUUGACUUGGGGCUGCAGCGAUUUCAGAUGCUCUACACUGGGGACACCGCGGGAGCCAAUGGGAUGAUGCCACAUCAUCCGGUGAUGGGCAUGGCAGCGCGCGGAUCCAGCGGGGAUUCGUUCCUGCGAGCGCGGAUAGACGAGCAGGAGACGCAGCUAGCGCAGCUGGAGGAGGAGAACCUGACGCUCAGAGAGCGGCUGUACGUGGCGGAGCAGGAGGUGAAGGAGCUGCGGCGGCGCCUGGGCGAAGGGUCCGACGAGAUGGUGGAGAUGGGCGGUGACAACAGCGACGACGAGGCCUCCUGCGCUGCUGCCGCACAUCCUGCUGCCGUGUUAUGA